Molecule: messenger RNA, 1414 nt
Organism: Fusarium verticillioides 7600
Lineage: Eukaryota; Fungi; Ascomycota; Sordariomycetes; Hypocreales; Nectriaceae
Product: Ras-like protein Rab-11A
Exons: 5
Coding region: 218-856 (212 amino acids)
Biological process (GO): exocytosis
Cellular component (GO): recycling endosome
Molecular function (GO): GTP binding; GTPase activity
Source: RefSeq, a predicted model, not a curated record
CUUUACCCCUCGGCACGGGGACUGGACGUACGUCGAGGUACAAACAACCGCCUAUCGCCAGAGCCGCGCAUUCUCUCCCUCUCCACAUCCCACACCUCAACGACGUCGACUUGUCUUUCUUGCAGCGCCAGCGCACCCGCCUUCAACCUCACCCUCAUCUUCGAUACACCAACUUGGCUCCCCUCAGUAAUAUCCCUGAAGCAACACCACCGUAGCCAUGGCCAACGACGAAUAUGAUUUCCUCUUCAAAGUCGUCCUGAUCGGAGACUCUGGAGUCGGAAAGUCCAACCUUCUCAGUCGAUUCACCCGCAAUGAGUUCAACCUAGACUCAAAGUCGACCAUCGGUGUCGAGUUCGCCACCAGAUCUAUCCAGGUCGACUCAAAGACAAUCAAGGCCCAGAUUUGGGACACAGCUGGCCAAGAGCGAUACCGCGCCAUCACUUCCGCCUACUACCGAGGCGCUGUCGGUGCUCUCCUCGUUUACGACAUUAGCAAGCACCAGACCUACGAAAAUGUCACACGAUGGCUCAAGGAGCUGCGGGACCAUGCCGACGCCAACAUUGUCAUUAUGCUGGUUGGAAACAAGAGCGAUUUGCGACACCUGAGGGCUGUUCCCACCGAAGAGGCCAAGUCUUUUGCCAGCGAGAACCACCUGUCCUUUAUCGAGACGUCUGCCCUCGAUGCCAGCAACGUCGAACUUGCGUUCCAGAACAUUCUGACUGAAAUUUAUCGCAUUGUUUCAAGCAAGGCCCUUGACAGCGGUGACAGCGCUCAGGCCACCAUAGGCGCAGGCACCAAUAUCUCCCUAAGCAAGCCUGCCGACGACGAUGCUACCAAGGGCGGAAAGUGCUGUUAAAUUCCUCGCAGAGCCGUUUGCAGACGGAUAUAGGGCUUUGGGGGUUUGGGAUACCUGGCGUCUCGUUUGUCCCCGAAAAUGCUCCUCGCCAAAGGAGAGUGGAGGAGGCGAGGAAUCGUGAUACGUCUUUUUUUGAUAUCAGAAGGCGCGGUUACUUCGGCUUUCCUUUGUUCUUAUUUUUUGUCAUGAUGGUUGUCUUGGGGUUGAUGCGUCCAACGAUCGCUGCGACACGGUCAUCUUAACGUAGCUGAAUGAAUUCUUUCUAAUGUUCGCCCUCUAAUGAGCUGUGUCUCUGUCCCCCCAAGCCUUCCAUUCUGUAUCACCUCGCUUGUACCGCAUUCGAGCUAAACGCCACAAUCCGUGUACGCCUCCACGUCAUGCUGAUCAGAUCCGACUGGACGUGAACAGGUACUGGUCCUGUGGGUGAUUUCGUAUCGAAUUCAUUUGCUAGUAGCUAGUGCACAGCUCGUUCUCAGGGUCUUCAGGUAGCGGGGCAGUUCAUCAAACUCAUCACACUGAAUGCAACCCCUAGUUAGGUGCCAAUAGAUAUUUACCUGA